Messenger RNA from Blepharisma stoltei, 3603 nucleotides. NCBI's taxonomy places the organism in Eukaryota, Ciliophora, Heterotrichea, Heterotrichida, Blepharismidae. The record is from the annotation of a GenBank genome assembly.
AUGGAAGGUGUGUCUGAGGCCCAAAUUCAAAGCGUUCUAGUCAUGCUUACAGCUGUUCUGAGCCCAAAUAACGAAGUAAGAAAACAACAAGAAGCCCUUCUUAUGCAGCUUCGCAACGAGCAUCCUAAUGAAUUUGUUCUUUGUCUCUUGCAUAUCCUUAGACACUCUCCAGAUUUCUCAAUCCGCUCAUUGGCAUCACUUAUCCUCCGUCAGCUUUUCACAUCUCUCCACACAACAACAAAGGUUUGGGACAAAUUAAGCGCCCAAGUCCAAAACUCCACCAAAACCAGCCUUCUAGAAUCACUCGAGCAAGAAUCCUCAUGGUCGAUUCUUAAGAAAAUCGGCGAAGUAAUUGCAGAGCUUGCAGUUUUGCUAUUCGCUGAAGAUGAGAACGGAAAAUGGGACGAACUUCUUCCAUUCCUCACCAGAAAUCUUGCUGGGCAAGGAAAACAAGCAGCAGCUGCUUGCCACAUUUUAGCAGGUCUCUGCACAUUUUUCAAUGAGGAGCUGGCUAAAGAAAAGACAAGUCUCAAGCAGAUCUUUUUAAACCAUUUGUCAAGCAACGAAGUCGAGCUGAGACUUUCCGUGAUUGAUUUUAUUGGCAAUUUAUUAGGAAUUGCUGAAAAAGAUGAUAUGAAAUUUUAUUGGGACAUUAUUCCUAAUAUACUAAUUUCAGCAGUCUGGAUCAUUGAAAACCACCAAACACACGCAGACGAAGUCUUGAAAAAUCUCAGAGAUCUCGCUGAGACAGAACCAAAAUUCUUUAAAGGUCGCAUACAAAUUGCUUACGAAUUUGUUGACAGAGUUUGUAAUUUACAAACUGAGAAUUUAGGGAUCAAACACUUGUCGUUGGAAUUUAUUGUAGCUUUGGCUGGAAGACUUCAUAAGGAAUUUCAAGAGAAAAAAGAAAUUGCAGUAAACCUUUGCACAAAAAUAUUCCAGACAAUGAUCAGCAUUGAUGAAGAAGUUGACCCAGCUUGGGCUUGCCCUGCAGAAGGCUUUGAAGAGCCUGAUGAUGAGGAAGAAGAAGGAGUAGAAAUUGAUUAUGCCAAGCUUGGGAGAAAACAAUUGACUAGCAUGAUUGAAGGGGUAGGAGAAUCAUUUUUGCUUCCGACUGUAUUAGGAUUAAUUCAAACUGCGCUUACAACUCCGUCAGAAGACUGGAGAAUUAAAUAUGCAGCUCUUAUGACUAUUUCAGAGCUUGGACAGUUUAUUGAAGAAUCUGAAAAAAUUGCUGAGCUGGUACCAAUUCUUCAAGCCCAUACAAAUCAAAGCUUGAAUGCUAAAAUCAGAUAUGCGGCUUAUCAUUGUUUAGGACAACUCAGUGAAGACUAUGAAGAAGAAUUCCAAUCAGCUCACCAUCAAAUUGUUGUGCCACUUUUAGCAGCAGGUAUCGCUGACCCAGUACCAAGAGUUGCUGCCAGUGCUGCAGAUGCUUUAGGAAAAUUCAUGGAAAACUGUGGCCCGACCUUAGUCUCAGAGCACAUAAACUCAAUAAUGCCAAUAAUCAUUGAAAAACUAGGCCAACAAAACUGCUCAAUUGUCAUUGAAGAACUUUUAAUUGCAAUUUCUGACAUUGCUGACUCUGGUAAAGAAUGCUUUAACCCUUACUAUCAGCCACUGAUGACAAUUUUAAUAAGACUUAUAAGAGGUUAUACAGCUAAAGAGUACCAAAGAAUCAGAGGAAAAGCUAUUGAAAGCAUGACCAUGAUCUGCACAUCAGUUGGGAAAGAGUUAUUUGCCCCUUAUGUAGCUGAAACAAUGGGGAUGCUUAAAGAAAUUCAAGACUCUACUACAGAUACAGACCCUCUUAAAGCUUAUCUUUUAGGAGCCUGGCAAAGAAUCGUUGCGACUUUGCAAGCUGACUUUGCUCCUUACUUACAAGGAAUUCUUCCAGGGCUAUUGAGCGCUGCUAGUGCCACUGCUAUAGUAUCAGUCGAAUCUGAGCCUGAUGCCUUAGUUGACUUAGCAUCACUUGUAUCUGAAGCUUCUAAGAAAGUAUCAAUUAAUACCACAGAUCUAGAAGACAAAGACUUAGCAUUACACGCAUUAAUUACCAUUAUAGAUGUCCUUAAAGAGUUAUACGCCCCAUAUGCCGAGCAAACUACAUCUAUUGUGCUCCCACUGGUAAACUACACUCCUAACGAGCACAUCAGGCAAGCAGCUGCCACCUUAUGUGGGUCACUUAUAGGCUCAGUUAAAGCUUUAAACACCCCUGAAGCAGACCAAAUCGUCAUAAACAUGGCCAGACUGUUCUUAGGAGCUCUCUGGCAAGCUACUGCAGUUGAGCUUGAUACAGAAACUAUUGUAGCUCAAUUAGGAGCUAUCAAAGUGGUCAUUGAAGCUCCAAGGCACAAAUUCAUGUCUGCUGAAGAAGUCACGGCAUCUGGAGAAAAACUUAUAAAAAUGCUAGAAAGCUCUUUAGAAAGAAGGGCCAGGAACAAAGCAUUGGACUUGGGAUCUGAUGACAGUGAAGAUGAAUUAAUCAAAGAAAUCAAUAAAAAUGAAGAAGAUUCAUUACAUACACAAAUUUCUGAGGUUUUAGGGUCUUUAUUCAAAACCCACAGAGAGUUUUCAUUGGAGAUUGUGAAUUUCUUAUAUUCGCAUGUGCUGAGCAAGUUUUUGGCUCCUGAUACCACUGAUGAGGAUCAUAAAUUCGCAAUUUUUGUCAUUGAUGAUGUUGUGGAAUUUGUAGGGCAAGAUUUGGCUGGAGAUAAAUGGAACUCUUUGGCAGAAGCGCUUGUUAGGUUUACUGCUGAUGCCAAUGAUGCAGUUAGACAAGCAGCAUCAUAUGGGAUUGGAAUUUUAGCUAUUUAUAGCAAUUCAGCUGCGUUCGCUCCAUGGACUGAGCAGAUGGUCAAGCGAAAAACAAACAACUGCGUAGUUUUGAUAAAAAGAAAUAUAAGAAUUAGUGAAUUAUGCUUGCCUUUACAAUAUUCAAACGUAAUUUCUAGUAUUUUAGCUAAAUAUUAAAUUCUCAAUCUAUACCUAAAGAAUAUAAUAGAUAUUAGAGAAAUUUAUCUACGAUUAGUAGAUUUUUCGGUUUUAUAAAUUUAUAUCUUAAAACAAUGUACUGAAGGAUCUCUUAUAAUUUUUAUCAAAGCUUAUUUUUCAUCAGAUGUGGCGGUGUGGUUUUAAUACUUAACCAAACAGAUACUAGUCGCAUUAGAUAAAUCAAUAAAUUUCCCAAUGGGAACCGGUAAAAAGUCACAUGGAUAUGCCAAAGAUAACGCUAUCGCAGCACUCGGAAAAAUCAUAAAACAUCAAUCAGGAAGCAUCAAUUCAGCUGCAAUUGUACCAGUUUGGAUCAAUUUACUGCCUUUGAGACGUGAUAAAGAAGAAGCAAAAAUAAUGCAUGAUUUGUUAGCUGAUGUUACAAUUGGAAACAUGAGCUUGGCUAUUGGAGAAAAUCAUGAAAGACUAGAACAUGUCGUAAAAAUCUUUGCAGAAAUUCUUGAAACUAAGCUUGUUGCCAACGAAACAGUCCCUAAAAUUAAACAAAUCAUUCAGAUGAUGCAAAGUGCAGGAAUCCCAACUUUGCCACAAAUCUGGGCAUCUUUAACGGAUAUCCAAAGAUCAAAAUUGACUAAAAUAAUGGCCUAA